GCUUUUUCACACUUUAUUUCCGAGAGAUCUCUGUGGUGAUUUUGGUUGGUCUUGAUUAGGAAUUCUGUGAGAAGCUUCUGGACUAGAUCUUCCUCCAGAUUUCACCUCACCACUCUUCAGCGGCUCUGCUUGAGUUUAUAUGUGCACCAAACUUCAGUUUGCUUAGAGAAUAAAGGUUGAGACCCAACAUGACCAUGCCAGCCAAUCAGACCUCUCCCCAGAAAUCCCUGAGCCUGGCUCCAGAGGAACGUGGUGGCUCAUGUGAGGUGUCAGUGUCCUUCAGGGACGUGGCUGUAGAUUUCAGCAGAGAGGAGUGGCAGCAAUUGGACCUUGAUCAGAAAAACCUGUACCGGGAUGUGAUGCUGGAGACCUAUAGCCACUUGCUCUCAAUAGAAGAAUUGUGGCAGAUUGGUGACCAGAUAGAGAGCUAUCAUCAGAGAGAAAACAGAUCUUUAAGAAAUGUGGCUUUCAUCAAGAAAGUAUUGACUAUACAAAGGGAUUAUGCAUAUAAGGACAUAAGAAAAAUAAUUCGUGUGAGCCAAAACAUUCCUUCCCCAAAGAGACCUCAUCAUCAAUGUGACUUAUUUGGAAGUGCUUUAAGCUGUAAUUUAGAUUUAUGCAAUCAUAAUAGAAACAGUGGAUCAAAGAACAUUAAUAAGAUUACUGAAUAUGGUAAAAUUUCUUCCUAUACUAAACAAGAGGGUACUCCAACAGGAGAGAAAUUACAGGACCAUAAUCAAUGUGGAAAAAUUCUCAGCUAUGAACAAGUACCCUCUCAACAUCAGAAAAUUCAUACUGGGGUGAAAUCUUACAAAUGUGCUGAAUUUGGAAAUAUCUUCACUCAAAAUUCACAACUUAAGGUACAUCUGAAAGUUCAUACAGGAGAAAAACUCUAUGUAUGUAUUGACUGUGGGAAAGCUUUUGUACAGAAGCCCGAAUUCAUCACACAUCAGGGAACUCAUACUAGAGAGAAGCCCUAUAAGUGCAGUGAAUGUGGGAAAGCCUUUUUCCAAGUAUCUUCUCUUUUCAGGCAUCAGAGACUUCAUACUGGAGAAAAACUCAACGAAUGCAGUGAAUGUGGGAAAGGCUUCUCUUAUAACUCAGAUCUUAGUAUACAUCAGAAAAUUCAUACUGGAGAGAGACACCAUGAGUGCAGCGACUGUGGGAAAGCAUUCACGCAGAAGUCCACACUCAAGAUGCAUCAGAAAAUUCAUACAGGUGAGAGAUCCUAUAUAUGUAUUGAAUGUGGACAAGCCUUCAUCCAGAAGACCCACUUGAUUGCACACCGAAGAAUUCACACUGGAGAAAAACCAUAUAAAUGCAGUAGUUGUGGGAAGUCCUUCAUUUCCAAGUCACAGCUGCAGGUACAUCAACGAACUCACACAAGAAUGAAACCGUCUAUGUGCAGCGAAUAUGGAAAGGUUUUCAACAAUAAUUCCAACCUCAAUACACAUAAGAAGGUUCAAAUUAGAGAGAAAUCUUCCAUAUGUACUGAAUGUGGUAAGGCGUUUACCUACAGGUCAGAGUUGAUUAUACAUCAGAGGAUUCACACCGGAGAAAAACCUUAUGAAUGUGGUGAUUGUGGAAAAGCAUUCACUCAGAAAUCUGCACUCACAGUGCAUCAGAGAAUUCAUACAGGAGAAAAAUCAUAUAUAUGCAUGAAAUGUGGUCUAGCCUUCAUCCAGAAGGCACACUUGAUAGCCCAUCAAAUAAUUCAUACAGGAGAGAAACCUUAUAAAUGUGGUCACUGUGGGAAAUCCUUUACUUCCAAGUCACAACUCCACGUGCAUAAACGAAUUCACACAGGAGAAAAACCCUAUACGUGCACUAAAUGUGAGAAGGCAUUCACUAACAGAUCAAAUCUCAUUACACAUCAGAAAACUCAUACAGGAGAGAAAUCCUAUAUAUGUCCUAAAUGUGGCAAGGCCUUCACUCAAAGAUCAGAUUUGAUUACACAUCAGAGAAUUCAUACUGGGGAGAAACCUUAUGAAUGCAGUACCUGUGGAAAAGCCUUCACCCAGAAGUCACACCUCAACAUACACCAGAAAAUUCACACUGGAGAGAGGCAGUAUGAAUGCCAUGAAUGUGGGAAAGCCUUCAACCAGAAGUCAAUACUCAUUGUGCAUCAGAAAAUUCAUACAGGAGAGAAACCCUACGUGUGCACUGAGUGUGGAAGAGCCUUCAUCCGGAAGUCAAACUUUAUUACUCAUCAGAGAAUUCAUACUGGGGAGAAACCUUAUGAAUGCAGUGAUUGUGGGAAAUCCUUCACCUCCAAAUCUCAGCUCCUGGUGCAUCAACCAAUUCACACAGGAGAAAAACCGUAUGUGUGUGUUGUAUGUGGGAAAGCCUUUAGUGGCAGGUCAAAUCUCAGUAAACACCAGAAAACUCAUACUGGAGAGAAGCCCUACAUCUGUUCUGAAUGUGGAAAGACCUUCAGACAAAAGUCAGAACUGAUUAUACACCAUAGGAUUCAUACUGGAGAGAAACCUUAUGAAUGCAGUGAUUGUGGUAAAUCAUUUACUAAGAAAUCACAACUCCAAGUGCAUCAGCGCAUUCAUACAGGAGAGAAGCCUUAUGUGUGCGCAGAGUGUGGAAAGGCCUUCACUGACAGGUCAAAUUUGAAUAAACACCAGACAACACACACUGGAGACAAACCCUAUAAGUGUGUCGUCUGUGGGAAAGGCUUCGUUCAGAAGUCAGUGCUCAACGUGCAUCAGAGUAUUCACACUUGA
Budorcas taxicolor (takin) is the source of this 2732-nucleotide messenger RNA. RefSeq names its product zinc finger protein 585A-like. Gene Ontology annotation, biological process: regulation of transcription by RNA polymerase II. The coding region runs from base 189 to 2732 and encodes 847 amino acids. NCBI's taxonomy places the organism in Eukaryota, Metazoa, Chordata, Mammalia, Artiodactyla, Bovidae. Gene Ontology annotation, molecular function: DNA-binding transcription factor activity; RNA polymerase II cis-regulatory region sequence-specific DNA binding. The transcript is spliced from 4 exons. The record is from RefSeq and is a predicted model, not a curated record.